AUGAAUGAACAAAGAGUUCCUGGAAACCUAAAAGUGACCAUUGCUUCUACCUAUUUGGAAGGACAAACUUAUCAUUGGUGGGAAUCUGUCUUGGCUAUGCCUGAUGUUGAAAUUGCAAUCUGGGUUGCCUUUGAGACAAUAUUUCUAAAGAAAUAUUUUCCUGAAACUAUGAAAACCAUGAAGGUACGUGAGUUCACUAAUCUUUAUCAAGGUGAUAUGACUGUGGGACAAUAUCAAGCUAUGUUUGAAGAACUAAUGUGUUUUGCUCCUUACAUGAUUCCUGAUGAGUCUGCAAAAGCAAAGAAAUUUGAAGAAGGGUUGAGACUAGAGGUCGAGGAGAAAGUGGAAAUUUUUAAAUUGAAAAAGUAUGCUGAAGUUGUUGAUUGUGCCAUAAUGGCCGAACAAAGGAUACUUAUUUCUACGAGAGUUUUUGAACCUAAGAAUCCUAACGGGGGACAAAGUAGUAAACGCCAACAAUUUUUCCCCUCUCGUUCCCAGUAUCAAAAUCCGAGAUCAUUUGAGGCAACUCAAAACUCAGGAUUUUGUUAUCAUUGUUGGCAGAUAGGAUAUUACAGAAGGGAUUUUCCCCAGCUACAGUCGUAUCAGAUACCUGUUGUUCCACAACCACAACCACAGUUCCGUGCACCACAGCAACAAUUUCAAGCUUUACAAACACAGUACUCUGCUCCGUACCAAGCCCCAUAUCAAGAUUCACAUAAUCAGUUUAGAGGUCUUCUUAAUCAACAGACACAACAUCCGAGGGGACAACCUACACAACAGAGGCCUAAGGCACCAGGAAUAGCAAGGAGACCAGAACAAUUCACUCAAGGACGAGUAUAUGUUGUUGGACAAGUGACAGAGAAAAAUAAACCUACUAUAGUGGAAGGUACAUUUCUAGUUUUUAACCCAUGGGCUAGAAUAUUGUUUGACCCUGGUGCUACAAAUUCAUUCAUAUAUGUGUCAUUUGCAUCUAUUCUUGGAUUAGAAUAUGAAUUUAUGAAAUCCUUGUUGAUGAUUGGAUCUCCAUUAGGUAAAUGUGUUGAAGUUAAUAAGUUGUGUAGAUCCUGCCCAAGAGAGAUAUCAUAUCAUAAAUUUGUUGUUGAUCUAAUGAUGUUGGAAUUCAUGGUGUAUGAUGUAAUAUUGAGGAUGGACUUGCUUACCCAAUUUAAAGCUAUUCUUGAUUGUGGUAGAAAGAUAGUGACUAUGACUGCCAGUGAGGGGAAAACAUUCAGUUUUUAUGGAAAUAGGAAUAGUUGCAAGCCUGAAUCAAUCUUGGAUAAUAGAUGUACCCUCCACAUCGGAUGGCACCAGUAG
Prunus dulcis (almond) is the source of this 1314-nucleotide messenger RNA. RefSeq lists its product as uncharacterized. The transcript has a single exon. Bases 1 to 1314 code for a protein of 437 amino acids. The record is from RefSeq and is a predicted model, not a curated record. Lineage: Eukaryota; Viridiplantae; Streptophyta; Magnoliopsida; Rosales; Rosaceae.